AUGGUCAAUCGUCUUCCUGCUCAAGGCAUUCAGUUACCUAAUGGUUGCUCCACUGCCCAAGAAUAUGCUACCCAAUUGAUGACAUUUUCCGAUCGCUACCGAUGGUUGACUGAAUUGCAUGUUAUGGAUUUCAUAACUAAUGAACAUUGGGAUCUACUUGAUCCAACCUGGAGAGAAACAUUAUUACCUAAUGUUAUUGAAGAUGACGAUACCUGGUUUAUGCGUAUACUCCAAUUAGCAUCAGAUGCCAAAAGUGAUCACAAUUGGCCGGAAUCCCUCCAAGAUUACCUUUCCAAUAUCCAGAAAUUAACCUUGGAAAGAGAAUGUUAUGACAAGAUUCCUUGUGAUAAGAUUGACAAAAAGAUGUUGGGAGGAAUGUCAGGCAAAAAAGUACAUGAAGUUGAACAAAUGAGUGCAUUGAUUCAAAGUGUAGCCAAGCCCCAGGAAUAUUCUGUGCUUGAUCUCGGUGCUGGACAAGGAUAUCUUUCACGAGCACUUGCGCUUCACUACAAUCUUCAGGUUUUGGGUGUAGAUAUGUCUGAGAUUCAGACUCGUGGAGCACAAAAGUUCGAUGCAAAGGCACUCCACAAGUCGUCACCGUUGUCAUUGUUAUCGACCUCAGUGGCAGCAGUAGCGCAACCUAGAUUGGAACACAUCACACAACGAGUCACGCCCAAGAAUGUGGAUUCGAUCCUUGAAAAACGCGAUCCUCUUGGAAAUCACAAUUGGCUGGUGUGUGGAUUGCAUACCUGUGGAGAUCUUGGGAGUACAACUAUGCGAUUGUUUGCAAAGAGUGACCAGGUCCAAGGAUUGGUACAUGUGGGGUGCUGCUACCACUACUUAACUGAGUCUGAUAGUCCUGACCGAGGAUUCCCUAUGAGCGAACACGUAGACGGCCACACAUUAGGUACAACAGCGCGUGUAUUGGCCUGUCAAUCUCCAUCUCGUUGGAUUGACCAACCAAGGGCUUCUUUGGAUACUUUUGACCAGCACUUUUUCCGUGCAAUGUUCCAGGAUCUUUUGGUGCACAAGGGACUUGUAGAACAGGCAUCUGCUCUUGUCCUCGGAAAACUCAACAAACAAAAGAAAUUCGAUGGAUUUGUAAAAAAGGCAUUGGAGCGUCUUGAAAUAUCAGCAGAUGCGAUUUCGAGUGAAGAAGCGAUCUUGUACGAACAACAGUGUCGUAACAACCGAGUAGACAAGAAACUAAUUGUACUCUGGACACUGCGAGCACUGAUGGGGCCCAUUUUGGAGAGCUUGGUGCUUACCGAUCGCUAUCUGUACCUUUGCCAGUCUGUACCCAGUUCACAAGUAUGGAUGUGGCCACUUUUCAGCCCUGCCCAGUCCCCUCGUAACAUGGUGUUUGUUGCCCUCAAAUCAACUCAAUUAUCUCAAAAAAUUCUAGUAAAUGAAUAAUAUGCACCCUUUACCCCCCCACCCCCACCCACAUAUAUACAUAUACAUAUUCCAUUUUCUUGUU
Phycomyces blakesleeanus NRRL 1555(-) is the source of this 1480-nucleotide messenger RNA. RefSeq lists its product as hypothetical. The coding region runs from base 1 to 1416 and encodes 471 amino acids. The transcript is spliced from 4 exons. Lineage: Eukaryota; Fungi; Mucoromycota; Mucoromycetes; Mucorales; Phycomycetaceae. The record is from RefSeq and is a predicted model, not a curated record.